Mya arenaria is the source of this 9796-nucleotide messenger RNA. RefSeq names its product rho guanine nucleotide exchange factor 10-like protein. Gene Ontology annotation, biological process: actin cytoskeleton organization; positive regulation of stress fiber assembly. Gene Ontology annotation, molecular function: protein binding; guanyl-nucleotide exchange factor activity. Lineage: Eukaryota; Metazoa; Mollusca; Bivalvia; Myida; Myidae. The record is from RefSeq and is a predicted model, not a curated record. The transcript is spliced from 22 exons. Bases 168 to 5081 code for a protein of 1637 amino acids.
AUUAGAACGUUUCUGUUUUAAGUUUCUGUUUUAAGUUUCAUCUGUUUGAAAAUAUUUUGCAAAAAUUCAAUUGUUGGCUGUGACUGGACUAUAGCGACUAUCGGGUUUGUUGCCAUGUUUCAUAUUCUUCCAUUAGCUCCAAAAGCCAGAGGAAGGUGAGGCAGGCCAUGGAGAACUCUGCUGAGUAUGAUGAUGCAGUUUCACUAAUCAGUGCAGGAAUACACAUUGAUGCUACACAAUGUUUGGUUCCAGUAAAAGCUGAAAACAACAUGGAUCAGAGUAAUUCAAAGAACAGACAAGCACAUGGGGAGAAACCAAGUCAUAAAAAAGAACAUUCUUCAAAUCUAAAUAAACUUAAAGCAGUUUUUGAACAAGGUGGUUCAAAAAACAAGCAGUCUAAGACCAGGAAAUUAUACAGUCAUGGACUUGAAGCAGAACAUAAAAAUCCUCAUGCAAACAGAGUUGUCAAUAAAAAUGACAUGGAAACACAUGGUGUUGGUCAUAAAUCAGCGCAUGCAGCAGAUCUGAACAAUAUUCAUUCCAAUACAAAAACUGGUGAAAGAAUUUCUUCUGAAUUUGUGGUGGUAGAAAAGGAUAACAUGCCAACUUGUCAGCACAGUGGCACAGUCAUUAAGAGUGUUAAUGCAAUAAGGUCUGAUUUUGAUGAGGAGUUAGGAGAUCGUGAUGCUUCAGAUAAAUCUGUUGUAAGUGAGUUUGAUGAUCUCUAUGCAGUUCCUGCAGAUGAAACCAGUUGUGAUGAUCUCUAUGCAGUUCCUGCAGAUGAAACCGGUUGUGAAAGUCCUGAGCUAAUUGAAGAAAGUCCCAAAUUAAUAGUGGAAAACAUUUAUGAACCCAUUAGAUUUGAAGGAGAAGAUGAAGUUGGGAAAGGUUUUGAGGUUGUUAGUAGGUCCAAAGUGAAUUCAAGUAAAUCUCAAACAGGUGGUGGACUUGUCAGCAAGGGGAGCAAAUCUAAAAGGUGUUCAGCGGACGGAAAAAAGCCCAAAAUACUGCCAGAGCAGGUGAACUAUGAAUGGAAGAGGAAGGAUGCUAAAAAGAAAUCCAUGGCCCUUAAACGACCCUCUUCACUAUCGAAAGGUAGCAAGGAGAAUCCGCUGUCCCAACAUGGAGACUUUGAUGACCCCAACAGGGGAGCCUUCCCAGAAGUGACAGAAGAGUUGCUAGGUCAAGUAAAUCCAUUCAACAUCCACGAUCAUUCUGACUCGGCUUCAAACAUUUCGGAUUUUACCGAUUCUACUUUCGAUUCCGAUUUAUCCGACGCAGAAAAUCGCGAGGAUAAUAUUAGUGAGGAUUAUGACCCGAACAGACCGCUGCCCCCAAAACCACAGAAAGCUCAUAACCACACUGAAAAGAUUCGCGACAUAGCCAACGCCCUUCUUCCUGAGAAGAAGAAAAAAGCUGUGGUCCAAGAAGUCGAGGAGCAGAAGUCAAAAUCCUGUACGUUGUUACGAAGGGUGGAACCCCGACGAUCUCGCAGAUCUGCACAGCUCCCCAACGCAAAUAUGGAUAUGUCAAAAGAUCAGAUCAAGUUACGCGGCGUAUUACAGAACCUGAUCGACAGUGAGUCGGGGUAUUUGAAAUCACUGGAGAGGCUUACCAAUGAUUACAAAGAGGAGAUCCUGAGCCAAGUGAAAAAGGCAGAGGUGAAGGUCACCUUUAGCAAGGUCGAGGACAUCUAUAACCUACACAUGAUGUUCCAGAUCGCUCUGUCCGAGAAAAUGGAGGAAUGGACAGAAAAAGAGGAGAUUGGAUCAAUAUUUAACAUGUUUUCGUCCCCGAUGACCAAGAGCAUCUACUGUGAAUACGUGAACAACUAUGAGGCAGCCAAUGAAAUGAUCAAGGAAGCUGUGAAUUCCCGCCCAUCAUUUAAGGAUCUUCUCUUAAGACUGCAGAUGUCAAGCCAAGACCGUCUGUCCCUGGCUGGGCUCAUGUUGAAGCCUGUACAACGGUUCCCCCAGUUCAUCAUGAUCGUAAAGGAUUUGCUCAAGUACACACCUCGUGACCACCACGACAGAGAGCAGCUCCAGGAAGCUUUCACGUGCAUUGAGAAUGUAACCCACGAGCUCAACGAAAGUAAACGUUCCAGUGAGCAGCUCUACCACGGACAGUCGAUCAUGGCCAAACUUGCUGCAAAGGUGCCGCAGGAGAAGGGCGUCACACUUAUCCGCCAAGAUGACAUGGAACAGAUUGGACAGAGCUCUACAGGUGGUCAGCACGUGAAGCAGCGACGUAUCUUCCUCAUGAACGACCGCCUCAUAUCCGUACAUGUGACAGCAAGGGACCAGGAGGGUCACAUGGUUGAGCGGUUCACGUACAAAUGGCAUCAGCGUCUCGAGAACCUUGAACUGACGACCUCUGCCAUUACACCGAACAUGUACACAAAGAUGGAUAUGAAGCCCUCGGGGACAACGAUUUCAUCACCGAAACAAGAUCCUCUUGAAGAUGACCCCUACAAGGUCGCGGAGGAGUUGACAGACAUGAUGCACGAUAUCACCGUGCUAGCCAAGAUACAUCAACUGUCCACCACUCUCCGACAACCUUACGACAGCCUGUCUGAGGAUCACCUCACCAAGGUUUUGACAAACCUUCAACAGCAGAUACAGGGCAAAGAUUACCAACUCCAGAUGUUGAACUCAGCGGCUAUAAUCCUGCUUGACAGACAAAGAAACAAGAAGUAUGUGUUCACGGCGACAAAUGCUGAGGUAAAACAGGAGUGGUGUAUUGACUUCCUCCUGGCUAAAUACGCCCUUGAUAUAGUGAACAUUCCCAGUUGGCACAGACAGGAGCAGGGGGAGGAGUCAUCCACAAGCCAGCCUGCUCUCUUGAUCAAACACAUGUCUACUGACAUGCAGAGGACAUUUACCAAGAUCAAAUGUGGAGUGCGUGUUUAUUUCCCGACUCGGACGGAUGGCUCUGUGGAGCACCUAUGGCUGUGGUCCUCAUCUGAAGGUCAAGGUCAAGUCUCUGUCGUGUCUUUACACACAACCAAACCCGCCCUCACCGAGUCUUUCCAGGGUGUGCGAAGUGAAGUUGUGUGUGCGGAGAGUGUUCCAGGGUUUGCCGUAGAGACUGACCUCCCUGGCGCCUUCCCAGAGGAUACUGUCUGGACCAGCACCGUCGACUCUGAGAUACUGGUGUACAGUUUGAGCGAUAAGCGGACCGACAGCCACCGUCACCCGGUGUACACUUUCAAGACGGGCUGUGUCGUCAUAGUGAUGAGAUACGUUGACGACCACGUGUUCUGUGGAAACAGGAGUGGUGUUCUCAUUGUAUAUGCACGGACUGAUGCUGGUGUGUGGGAGGAGUUGCAGCGUAUUAUGUUGGGGUUCGAUCCCGUCACAUCCCUCGUGUGUGUAGGGAACCGAAUGUGGGCAGCUUGUGGGAACCAGAUUUACAGCGUCAAUGUGCAUGACUAUGCCAUAGUGGACCAAGUUGACCACCAGCUAGCUUUUGAAGAUGGAGAGAGAAUCCACUUCAAUCAGAUUGUGAAGGCGGGUGUCGGGCUCUGGGCUUCCUUCAUUGGGCGACCCAACAUCGCCCUCUACCACAGUGAGAGCAGAAAACUGCUGCAGGAGUUUAACAUCUGCAAGGCUAUCAAUGAGUUUAUUUUAGUGUAUUCGGCUAUGAAGCAAGAGCGACGUGACUACGAGGUCACAUGUCUGAUGGCCAGUCUCGGACUUCUCUGGGUCGGCACAAACAUCGGAAUAAUCCUUGCAUACCCGUUACCACGGUUACGUGACGGUAUUCCCCGGAUAUAUGAACGUCCACAGGUGGCUCUACAUGGUCAUAACGGCCCUGUACGGUUUCUCAUUCCUGUACAGUACGGACCAAUUAGUGGUGUACCAAUUAGGCGGAGGCCUGAAUCAUUGUUAGUGAAGUAUAAGAUGGAAAAAGACGUCUUGGAUCAUUUGCCAAAGAUGGAUAGCUCAAAUGUGAACAAAAGGGGGAAAAGUUCACCACAGCAACCAAGAGAUUCAUAUCUGAAACUAGGAGAUGUUGUGCAUGAAAAUCCCUAUGAAGACAUUGAAAUGAGGAACAGUAUGGGGAGGGGUGGUGAGCCGUCUCACAGGGAGUCUGUCUUUGUUGAAGAUGCCAUAUAUGAGACUUUGCCAGGUGAUGAAAGUUUGGAUAAAACAAACCAUCAUAAUGAUGAUGAUGAUGAUGGUGAUGAUGAUGAAGAAGUCCCUGAUCUUAGUUCUGAAGGAUCUCAAACGAAUGUUCUAGAGACAUCUAGUGAACAUACUUACUUCAUAUUAGAAAAGCAGGAUUCAGGCAAGCUAGGUACAUCUAACACUUGUGAUACUGCUUUGAAAGAUGAAUCUAAUGGUAAAAUGAAUGAAGGGCUUAUUGAACAAACAAAGGGUACCGAAAGUAAGAACUUAGAUGGCCAGCAUGAAGCUGAAAAUGGCUUUGAGGUUGUGCAGAGACGAGCAAAAAAACCUGGUAAAACACAAACCAUGGGCCCAAAUAAAAUAGAUUUUGCUAAAGAGCUUCAGAAAAAAGUAGCUGAGAAGAGGCAAUCUCUGGAUGACCUUAUAGACAGAGAUGCCAGUAGAACCACUGUUGAACUGCUGUAUCCAACUUUGGCACGACCCAAAACACUGGGGCACGAUAUCAGACCAGGUAUGCUGGAAUUUGAGGGUGAUUCUUCGGAGGAGAAUGUGUACACAAGGUCUGGGAUGAUCACACCAAUUCAAGCACGGAAACCUGACUACUCUUCAUUUAGAGAUAAGAAGAAACAUAAGUCUCCCGAGCGGAGUCAUAGUGAUAAAGCUGUUAAAAUUUCUGAUAAAUCUGACAAAGAUGGUGGAGGGAACAAGAAGAAAACUUCGGUAUCAUUUAAUGAAGACAUUCCCCAUACAAAAGACUUCAAAAAAUCUAGAAAAGCCAGUGUGGGGACAAGUUUUACUUCUGGAUCAAACCUGGACACUUUAAGGAAGUCUAAUACCAACACGAUCCUGGUGUUGAGUGGCGGAGAUGGUUAUAGGGACUGGAAGAAACGCCAGAGUCUUAACUACAGGCCGGAGGAACCCUGCCUAUUGUUCUGGAUGUACAAGUUCUGAUUGUUCUAAUGGCAUUAUUUUAAUGUACCUGAUCAAUCUAUUACAAACUAAAACAGCAGAGUCAGAUCUGCAGAGAUUGUAUUCACGAGGCGUGUUAAACAAUCUGAAAUCUUUUCCACCAUGUAAAUUUUCGAAUUAAAAUAGUUUUCAAACAAAAAUGAAUUAUAUUUUUUAACCAUUGUUUUAAAGAUGGUUGUAAACUGUAGUUGUUGUACAACGUAUAUAUUUGUGUAUUUACUAGCAAAGCAUGGCCUGCACUGGUUACAUGUAGAACAUCAUCAUUGAGAAAAAUAAAUCUUUGUGGAAAAGAUGCAGGGACAGAUCAAGGGUUUGUUGUAAGAGUCAACUUUGGGCAUUCACCCUUUUCCCCAGGAAAACCCACAAUCGGCAGGCUUUCAACAUGGCAACACAAUAUAUGCAUUUUGCGUCCAUAGGUUUUGUCUUCUUUUAAAUAACCAAUAGAUACUUGAGCUUGUCUGAUUUUGUACUACAUUUUAGUUGUCUGCAAUUCUGUGAAAUUGUAGAUUGUACUUUGCUGAAGUAUCGAAUGCUAUCAUUCUGUCCAGGCUUAUUGUAUUGUUUAGAAUGAAGGUAACAUACAUGUAGUUAGUGAAUGUCCACUGACAUAGUGUAAAGACCAGUUGUGGUAAAGAUGAAUUUAAUAAAGAUAAAUCAUAGUAUUUUACAAAAAAGUAUGUAUUUUUUUAUACUAUAAAGGAUAUAAUAUCUUUGUAAAAAAUAAAGUAUGUAUGCACAUAUAUAAAAGGGACUGGACACCAGAUGGUCCAAAAAUCGGCAAAUACAUUAUGUCCUCAAAACAAUCCCAAAACUAUAUUAGAAGUAGAGGAGGUCAAUGCAUUUAUCUUAAACAUUGAACAAGGAUUGAUCAAAUUUGACUUUUUAUUUGCUCAGUACAUAGAUUAAAAGAAUUUAAAUCAUGCAUAGAGUUGUAUUGAAAAGUGAACCUGUGAUAAAAAUAUCUUUUUUGUAAGUACAUGAUGUAAGAAACCUUUAUGUAUGUAAAUCUGUUUUAAUUUUUUUGCUAAUCAAUUAAGAUUUUGAGAAUUUUGAAAUAUUCAUAUUUUUGCUAUAUAUUUUAUAUAUGGAUUUAGUUUUUAACCCAUUUAUAUUUUCAGAUAUCAUGAGAUAUUAAGAUAUAUAUUUCUGUUCACAAACAGGUUGAGUUCUUUUCGAUUUUUUGCUGCUAAGACCCUGACCAGAAUUUUUGCCAUUUUUGAGAGAAAAAAUAAAACCCAAUUUAGAAAUUGUCAUACCAGCUGACUGAUUUAUGAAAAUUAGUCUGAUAAAUAUAUUAUUUUGAGUUUUUAUAUAUUUUUACUAAUAUUUUGGCAAAUAGAACAGAACAUUAACUUACACAUGAUGAUUUUUUAAGUAUCAUAAAGUCCCACUUGAAACUUACUAUGAAAUUGAAAACUAUACUGACACUUAUUGAAAAUUGUUGUUGUUUUUGUGGGUUUUUUUUUUAUUCCUUUCUCCUGCGAACAAUGGUAUUUUUUUUAAAAAAAUAACAGAACUAUUAAACAUGCCUUAUACAUCAUUACGUCAUUAUUGAUAAUGUUAAGAUCAUAUGUUGUAGUUGGAUUUUGAUUUCUCUUAUAUGUUUAUUGUUGUGCUUUUCGUAUUUAAAAGUGAUAAUAAAAAAAUUAGCUGCAUUUAUCUUACACAAUUUUAUGUUAUUUGAUUAAGUGUUGAAUUGUUUUUAUAAUAAUUAUGUAUUUUAUAUUUAAACAGGCCCCAAUUUCUUGAACUAUCUUAACUGCUUUAACAGCUGUAAGUUUCAUAUUUAACCAGAUUAAUUGCUUAAACUUGACUUUGAAAACCAAGACAAAGUUGAAAUCAUAAUUAUCUUUAAAACAAAUCCUUUCGAAGUCUGAAAAAAUAUUUAAAAUGUGAAAAUAACACUUUCUUACCUACUGUAACCAAACAAAAAUACUGUGCUAAUAUUGGUCCAUUUAUAAGAGUUUUAAGAUUGUUUAAGGAAUUGGGGCCUGCUUUUUAAAUAUUUUAACAUUAAGUGGUACAAAAUACAAGAAAAUGUACUUUUUAUAGCUAUCAGGGUAAGCAUUUAUCACGGACCUAUAUAGGUCCGAGGCAUUUAUGAAGUAUUUAAAAAGUAGUUUUCUUGUUUCUUGACUUUUUUCAUUUCUUGUGCUAAUUAUUUUUGUUACUGUUAAAAUAUCAUUAGUAAUAAUGUUAGUAUUAGUUAUAGAUAUAAUAUACCGGUAAUAAUUAAUGAGAUGCCAUAUUGUUGUGCAAAAUUAGUAGUAUUAAUAUUACAAAUCAAAACUGACAAGUGAAGUGUUCAGGGCGUGAAUUGUUUAUAUACAAGGCCCAUAACUCUUGGUUGAAUUAAUGUUGAGUUAUGUCCCUUGUUUGACUGAGAUACAAAAACAGACCAGCAUUGGCACUGGCUGAGGGCUGGUAUUCAUUAUUGGUCUUAAUUGGACAUAAGAAUGAUUGAGCUAAUCGGAUUACUUGUUAUUAAUAACUGACAAAUAGAGUGAAUGAAGUCAAUGAUGUAUGACCAUAAGAUAAACUUAAUUUGCAUAUUGAAUACCACCUUGGGGGGUGCUUUUGCUAAAAUUCAACUCGAAGAUUGUGAAAAAUUAAUAUUGCUAUAAAAGCAAUAAGAUGUUAAUGUUGUAGUUUAAACAUUAUAUAUUUUAUUUUACAAUGAUUAUGAAGAAAGUUAUGAUAACUUAUACUAAGUCAAUCUUGUUGGCAAGAUGUUGUGCGUGAGUGUGGUCUAGUGUUGUGGGGAAAACCAGAGUGCCUUGAGAAAACCCACUUGUCUGGCUUGUUUUUUAUCAUGUUUGCCUUGUUUGAUUUAAUAGUUAAUGAGUUGGCCUAGAACGAAGCAUGUACGCCUUGAAGUACAGAGUGUACCACAAGUUUGUCAUGCCAUUGAUAAUAAGUUCUUUUUUAUGCCUGGCAAACACAUGAGAGUUGGUACAAUUUGAAGGGCUACCAGGGGCAUAGCUAGCCCUCUAUUCAUGUGGAUUCAUAAUUGUGCUAGAUGCCACUUGAAAUGUUUUGAAAAUAAUGGUGCAAUCUGGUGCAUUCUGGGCGUUCUGAGGUGCUUUAUAUAAUACUGGAAAAUGGACAGUUUAAGGAUCAUGUACGCAUACUGCAACUUUGGCUGAUAUUUUUUUUGUCAAAAUCAUGUGAAUUCAGCCGCAUACUCGCAUAUAGGCAGCUACGCGCCUGGCUAUAUUUGCUGAUUACUAAUAUAUGAAAUAAAUCAUUGUAGAUGAAGUUAUUGUAGUUUGUGAUUGCUAAUCAGAUGUGAAAAUUCCAAUAAAGGCAAAAAAGCUUGUUUCUAAUACUUUGUAUGCUAAUAAUUUUAACUCAUUCAUUUUCCACACAUAAAACCUAUUCAAAUUACACUAAAUAAUGUUCGGUCACCUAAGCGCAAUAACUCAUUAUCUGCUUCUAUUUUCAUAUGCAGUUAUUGAAUUAUUGCACUAAGGUGACAGGUCACUUAUUUGGUGUCAGACAUCCAAAAUUGUCAUGCUUGUACAUUGUGUACACUAACAACAAGUAUUGUAAUAAAAAAAUCUAUUGUAAUAUUGCAUUUUUUGCAGCCUUUUCUUUGAUGCUCUUUAUACACAUGCGUUAUAUAGUUGAUAAUUUGUAUAUUUGCUAUGCAAUAUGUUCCACAUAUAUCUGUGAUUUUUAUGUUUAAGAAAUGUUGUUAAACUUAAAUACAUACUCUGUAAAGAGAUUGUUCUUGUAAUGAUAAGAUAAAUUUAAACUUAAGCAGACAUAUGUAUAGUCCACAUAUAAAAAUAAACGUAACAGAAUAAACUUAGUUCUGUGAAAAGAGAUACUCACAUAAGAUAUAUGAUUUAUUGAUCAUAGUUGGCUAUGAGGUUUUGCUCAAAAUCACAUUGAUAUUUGCUCUUUCAAAAGAUGUAUGCAUACUUUCUAGGAAUGCGACUGACAUACAUCAUAUAAUACCAUCAUUUUCAGCUCUGCUGUUUUUAGUGUCAUUGUGCAAGCAGUUUAACCUUGGCCAUUCCUCAAUCCUCAAUAUUUUGUUCAAGAUAUUGAAAUGAAAUUCGGUACACAUGUCCAAGGACAAUAAACGCGUUUACAGCAAGGCCAAUUACUCUGGUUUUAAUAACUGCAGAGUUGUUCCCCAUGUUUACUGAGAGUGAAAAACAACAGACUUUACUGAAAGAAGAAAAAACAGAUGUGCAUUGGCGAUCACUAUGAGGUUCUCUUGUUUAAGUUAAACCAGAAGGUAGUAGGGAAAUAUCAAUGUACCAUCAAUGUCAGCAUCAACACAAUACCAACCAAAUAAUGUCAAAUUUCUGGUAGAUCUUAAAUAUUGUGGAGAUUUAAUCAAUUUUCUUGUUUGAUCAAUAAUAUUUAUCAUUCCUCUACAUGUACAAAACCUGCCAUAGAUUUUUGUUUGUGAAAAAAAUCCUAUAUUUUUGCCUGUACAAGAUAAUAUUUAUGUUGUACAUUGUAACACUUGUUUUUCUUAAGGUGCGCUUCCAUUCCUUUAAGGCAAUAUUCCAACCAAUAGGUUCUCCUGUUAUAACGCUUUUCUUCUUCAUUUUUGUUACACUUUUCCAGCAGUGAUAUGCUUUGAAUACAUUUACGUAUAUAUUUAGUGCUUAUUAUAAAUGAAAUAUAUCAAAGUCUGUUGUAUAUUGUUUGUUAAAGAAAUAAAAGUCACAUCUUCA